CCAAGGGCAGCAGGAUGGCCCAGCAGCGCCACGCCGCCCCCCCACCGCUCAAGACGGAGGAGGACUACAUCCCCUACCCCAGCGUGCACGAGGUGCUGGGCCGGGAGGGGCCGUUCCCCCUCAUCCUCCUGCCGCAGUUUGGGGGUUACUGGAUCGAGGGCACCAACCACCAGCUGAGCGGGGCACCCGAGUCCCCCCAGACCCCCGCACCCAGCGCCCGGGCGAGGCUUGAGGGCAACCACACGGCCAAGAUCUACCGCAAGCACUUCUUGGGCAAGGAGCACUUCAACUACUACUCCCUGGACCCGGCGCUGGGCCACCUCGUCUUCUCCCUCAAGUACGACGAGCAGGAGCACCUCCACCUGCUGCUGCGCACCCGCGCCCGCACCCUACAUGACGUGGUGCCCAUCUCCUGCCUGGCUGAGUUCCCCAACGUGGUGCAGAUGGCCAAGCUGGUGUGCGAGGACGUCAACGUGGAUCGUUUCUACCCCGUGCUCUACCCCAAGGCGUCCCGCUUCCUGGGGGUGGUGGGUCAGCGGGGGCGGGUGCGGGACUUCAAGGGGUUUCGGGGGGGGCUGGACGUGACCCACGGGCAGACGGGCAGCGAGUCGGUCUAUUGCCACUUCCGCGACAAGGAGAUCAUGUUCCACGUCUCCACCAAGCUGCCCUACACCGAGGGGGACGCCCAGCAG
Calidris pugnax (ruff) is the source of this 692-nucleotide messenger RNA. RefSeq names its product rap1 GTPase-activating protein 1-like. Gene Ontology annotation, molecular function: GTPase activator activity. The transcript is spliced from 10 exons. Gene Ontology annotation, biological process: activation of GTPase activity; regulation of small GTPase mediated signal transduction. The record is from RefSeq and is a predicted model, not a curated record. Gene Ontology annotation, cellular component: cytoplasm; membrane. Lineage: Eukaryota; Metazoa; Chordata; Aves; Charadriiformes; Scolopacidae. The annotation marks the transcript as partial.